Molecule: messenger RNA, 1530 nt
Organism: Capsella rubella
Lineage: Eukaryota; Viridiplantae; Streptophyta; Magnoliopsida; Brassicales; Brassicaceae
Product: probable receptor-like protein kinase At1g33260
Exons: 2
Coding region: 285-1349 (354 amino acids)
Biological process (GO): protein phosphorylation
Cellular component (GO): plasma membrane
Molecular function (GO): ATP binding; protein kinase activity
Source: RefSeq, a predicted model, not a curated record
UCUUCUUCUUCCUCUUAAUUAAUCACAAAACUGGUCAAACCCUUCAUCUCUCUCUCUCUUCUUCUUCCUUAAUCCAAAGAACUCAUUUUUAUCUUGUUUAAUCACAACCCACCAAACACACACAUUCCUAAAAAACCAAGAUCUUCAUUCUCUGAUUCCUCUGUUCCUUCUUUGUCGGCUGUUACAAAAAACCCCUCUUCAUUUUCCAAGAAACCCACUUUUUGGUUCUUCUUACUAUAAACAAGAACCCUUCUCUUCACUCUAAACUCUCAUCAUUUCCAAAAAUGUCUUGUUUCUUAAGUUGUGUCCGUUUCCAUGUUUCAGCCACGACCACCGACAACGACAACAAACCCACGAUUACAGGAUCUGGUUCUGUCUCCGGUGUGACUUGUUAUACCUGGGACGAUGUUGAGUCUCUCACUUGCAAUUUCUCUAGGCUUAUUGGUUCUGGUGGCUACAGUAGUAUCUACUUGGCUCGUUUGUCUGGUGGCUCUAUCAACGCUGCUCUCAAGGUUCAUGUUAGUAGUCAUCGUCUUUACCAAGUGUUUAGGUCUGAGCUUGAGAUUUUGCUUCGUCUUCAACAUCCUCACAUUGUUAAGCUUCUUGGUUACUUUGACGAUUCAGAAGAAAGUGGUGCACUGUUACUAGAAUACCUUCCUCAAGGUAACCUCCAAGAGAAGCUUAACCGCAACAGCAAGCAAGUGUUACCAUGGAGAAACCGAACCGCUAUAGCGUUUCAGGUUGCGCAAGCGAUUGAACAUAUUCAUGAGAAAUGUAGUCCUCAGAUUGUUCAUGGAGACAUCAAAUCCUCAAACAUACUUCUUGACAAGCAUUUCAACUCCAAGCUAUGCGAUUUUGGAUCAGCCAAAGUCGGGUUCUCAUCGAUGGUUCAGCCUUCUAAGACAAUGUCAACGAUGUCACCUCGAUCCAAGCAAGUGAUGAUGAUUGGUUCUCCAGGGUACACUGAUCCUCACUACUUAAAAACCGGGAUUGCUUCCAAGAAGAUGGAUAUGUAUGGGUUUGGAGUGGUGGUUCUUGAGUUGGUUUCAGGGAAAGAAGCGGUUAGCAGUGAAAAAGGCGAGAUGCUAGUGCACGCAGCCGCUCCAUUGAUCCACGAGAUUCUUGAUUCGAAUGGAGAUAUCGCGGAAGAGAAAGCGAGACAGUUCUUGGAUCCUAGGUUGUCAAGGGACACUAGUCUUGAUUUAGAAGAGGUUAAGACAAUGCUAAGUGUGGCUGCUUACUGUCUUCGUAGCCCUCCAUCGUUGCGACCCUCGGCUUCUCAAGUAGUACAAACUCUUAUCAAGAAGAUCCCAUCCUUGUCUUUCCUAGGUUGUGGUAAAGAAGAGUGAUGAUGAUACAUUAAUCAACCUCGUGUGUUUUAGACGAUGAGGUUGUUUAGGUAGUGAUUGUGUGUGUAGGUUCUUAGUUAGGUUCAUAAAAGACACAUCAAGAUUUAAAACGUUGCUUCUUGUAUAGGAGAUUCUGCAAAAAAAUAACCCAAAAGAAAGAAAGAAGAUUCAAAUGCUUCUA